Pectinophora gossypiella (pink bollworm) is the source of this 1867-nucleotide messenger RNA. Its product is annotated as UDP-glucosyltransferase 2-like. The record is from RefSeq and is a predicted model, not a curated record. Gene Ontology annotation, molecular function: UDP-glycosyltransferase activity. NCBI's taxonomy places the organism in Eukaryota, Metazoa, Arthropoda, Insecta, Lepidoptera, Gelechiidae. Bases 195 to 1775 code for a protein of 526 amino acids. The transcript is spliced from 9 exons.
UAAUAUUGUUGAACAGUAAUGGCAGAAUAGUCGGCGACCUUGGUCGUGUCUAAACAGAUUUGUGGUUUUUGUUGUGCGUCGUUCAUGUAACUCCAAUGUCUAGUGAUUCUUUGAGAGAAAUAAACUUUAUUACACACCUAUAACUAUAAAAUUGUGAACCGGAUGAAUGAAAUAUAGAGAUAUAUAUUGUAAAAAUGCGGUGGUCACCGGCGGUGUGUCUGGCCGUAGUAGCAAUAGCGAGUAUAGGUGAAGCUGCAAAAAUACUUAUAUUAUUUCCGUUUCCGGGAAGGAGCCAUGGGAUACUCGGUGAAGCGUUUGUUAGACUUCUCUCUGACGCCAAACACGAGGUGACAUAUGUAACCACUUUCCCUAUUGAAAAUCCGCCUCCGAAUGUGCGACAAGUGGAUGUUAAUAGUAACCUAGACUUACAGAAAGCUGCCAUGGCGCCAAUGAUGAACAUAACUGCAAUAAUGAAUAAAGAAAUCAAUAUAGGCGACAUGACGGCCAUGUUCAACCUAAUAUUAAGCAUAGGUAGAUCGACCCUUGAAAAUGAAAAUAUGAAGAAAUUCAUCAACGAUCCAAAUGAGAAAUAUGACCUAAUUAUUAUUGAAUGGAUGUUCACCGAACUUUACACUGGGUUGUCUGCAUUGUUCGAAUGUCCUUACAUAUGGUUCUCAUCAAUUGAGCCUCACUGGUCUGUAUUGAAAUUGAUUGAUGAACAUUUGAACCCAGCUUAUAAUCCUGAUGGUCUCUUCUCUGGAGAGGUACCGCCUUUCAGCUUCAUAGUCCGAGUCAAGGAACUGUUGAGUCAAGUUGUAGGCACUCUUAUAAGGGAAUACUACAGCUUACCACUAGAAAAAAAAGAUUAUGAGAAAAUCUUCGGUCCAAUAUUUGAGAAGAGAGGAAAGGUUUUGCCGCCAUACGAAGAGUUGAGGUUCAAUGGGUCACUUAUGUUGGGCAACUCACACGUGUCCUUGGGGCAAGCCACUCGAAUCCCUCAGAACUUUAAGCCUAUAGGAGGAUAUCACAUUAACCCUAAAUUAAAACCUUUGCCAGACGAUUUAAAGAAAAUUAUGGACGGAGCUAAAAAUGGUGUAAUAUACUUCAGCAUGGGAUCAAAUUUAAAAAGCAAGGACAUGCCUGAUCAAAUGAAAAAGGAUCUAUUGAAAAUGUUUGGAACAUUGAAAUACACAGUAAUUUGGAAGUUUGAAGACGUCUUGCUAAAUAUACCGAAGAACGUUCGUAUUUUGCAAUGGGCUCCACAACCUAGUAUAAUAGCUCAUCCCAACUGCGUUCUCUUUAUAACCCAUGGUGGUCUCCUGUCAACAACAGAAGCUAUUCACUACGGAAAACCUAUUAUUGGAAUUCCGGUAUUUGGAGAUCAACCCAUGAACGUAGACAGAGCCGUACAUAAGGGCAUUGCUAAGCGAGUGGACCUCACCAACAAGCUACCUGAAGAUCUGAAAGUGGCUAUUGAGGAGAUUCUUGGAGAUCCUAAGUAUUCUCAAACAGUGAAAGAAUUGUCUAUGAUCUACCAUGACCGGCCGGCGACUCCCGGCGCGGAGUUGGUACACUGGGUGGAGCACGUAGUGCGCACGCGUGGAGCACCGCAUCUCCGCUCGCCUGCGCUGCACGUGCCCUGGUACCAGAAGAUGUACCUGGAUCUUGCCGGUCUUAUAAUAGUGUCCUUAAUGUUACUUAAACACAUUAUAAGACGAUUAUGCUGUUCAAAGAAUAAAAAUAAGAAAGCUACUAGCGAAAAGAAAAAUAAAUAAUAUAAAUGUCCAUUUAGAUAUUAUUUCGUAAUGUGUACUUUAUUUUUAGAGAGAUAUUACUAUCAUAUAAUAAUAAAUAUAUUAAAAUAUAA